AUGGACCCAAUCUCCCCUCCUCCACAGAAUAGCACUGUGCCUAAGCUUGCCGUAGGAGCCGCGCCCUCUUUCAGAGCUUCUUCUACUUCAAACCUCCCAUCAUCAUCACCUUCGCGAAACACACUCGGUUACUCAUAUGUCCCGUCUUCACCAAGUCAUACAAAGUAUCGACACGUUGAUUUAGCUUCUUCACUUUCUCCGUCGUCUCGCACUGAUCAUAUCCAAUUGCAGAAACAUUCACAACACCCUACAACUUCAGUUAGGGAAAAACCAGCACAUCUGCCUCCCGUAAAAGCAUUUACUGCCUUUAACAAGCAUUCAUCAUCGCUACCACCACCAGUAACAAGUUCCCUUCCUGAUUUUGACCCAUCGGCUCUUCCUGUAUCAUCCACAGGAGGUCAGUUUUACGAUACUCCACCAUUAACUUCUGGGAAAGAUUCGCAAAAUGUUAAAGUCCCCAUAUCCUCAAAGAUACCAAGUAGUCCUGCUAUUCUCGGGUUCCACACAAUAAAUGGAUCAGCAACAGACCAUUCCAGCAUAAAAAAUCAUUUGCUCGCUAAUCCUUCUUCUGGGAAUUUCACACAUAAUAUGAAUCCUGGCGAAAUUUAUUCACUGUCAAGUCCAGAAGCUCUUUUAAUCAAUGGCCGCUCGCCUCGUGAAUACCCUGCAGGAGAUCAGGAUGAGGAAGACGAAGUUGAUCUUACCCUCAUUCAACAAUUUUCAGACGGUUCUUUGCAGGCAAGUGAAAAUGAAUAUGGUUACCGAGAGGAAGGGCAGGUCCAUGAUCAAGUGAGCAUUGGCUCAUCAUCUCCUCAGUACUACGACGACAAUGAUGAUAAUGAUUAUGGUGAAGAUGAUGGAAAACAACAACCUGAACAACCCCAGUUAGAAGAUGGGUACAGUUCGCCAAUAGAACUAGAUAUGACUCAAAUUCAAGAUGACGAAGAGGAACUAGAGACACAAGAAGAAAUACAAAUGCAAGAAGAAAUUCAAAAUGAAAUUCCUCAAGCUCAAAGAAUAAAAGAUUUUCACAAAACUCAAGAACAAAUUCAACAGAUUGAAGAUGACCAUGAAUUAGAAUCGAAUCCAGUCACUGAUAACGACCACAUUUUUUCUGCGCCAUCUAAGGUCCCUGGAAUUCACACCCCACGCGCAGCCAUCCGCAAAAUAGCUUGCAAAAACGCACCCUUUGCCGAUGUUCGAACCCCGCCAUCGCUUACUGAGCGUUUGAAUAACGGCUCAGGCGCCGACUCGGCCUCCGCUGCGAUUCAAAUAACAGAAGCCGCAUGCCAGAACUAUUAUGUCCCUGGAAUUGGUGUUCCAGCAGCUCCCAACUUUGACGACCUUAAACUGCUCUAUGGUCUGGGUCCACCCAUUGCACGUGAACAUCUGUCACCCAGUAUGUGCACGCGUGCGGCAAUGCGCAUGCGUGAACGUCUUCAGCGCGAAAUUAAGAUUCGUGAGCUGCGCGAUCAGAUCAAUGAGCUGCGGAGGCUUCGAGGUGCGCUUAUUGAAGGCGAAGACGAACAGGAAAAGGCUCAAAGUGUCGCUACAGUCACAAAAUCUACAGAACAAGCAAACAACAAUCGCAACCACGGACUUGAGCCUGGGUUGCAACUGGAUGUUCAACAGCCCAUUGAGGAAAUCGUCAUGAGUCCCAUCAACCAUUCCAGUCCCUUGAACCAAUCAAGUCCAUUGCCCCUUCCUCACGAUACAAACCAGGCGACUAUGCAUUCAGCUUUUAUCAAUGCAGCUGCUCUUUCGAUGAUGUCUUCGCCUCCAGGAACUUCUCAAGCCUCUGUCAUUACCAAUGUGUCGUCGUCGUCUAGAACCUCGUCUCCAAUGCAUGGUCUUGGUGUGAUUGGUCACCAAACCUCGCAUGGCACACACAAUAUCGAUAUUGCACGAGCGGCUGCUGCUGAAACGGCAAAAUCUGCAAAAUCUGCAAAAUCUACUGAAACAUCAAAAAUUAGGUUGCAGCAACAGCAGCAACAAAAUGAUGCACAAUAUUAUUAUUCCAAUGAACAAGGAUAUUCUCACAAAGUUCCGUCCCGGGCUCCAACUCCUGGAGGGUCACACAGCCGACCUCAUUCGCCUGCCACCGUAUCAGCAUCUCUGCAGGUACACGCUUCGACACCUACAGUCUCACGAAGUCGUGGUCAGUCGCCUGUCAUUUCGGUUGCAUCAGCUUCACGUAUUCCAGCUCAUGCCCUUACACCUGGAGUUUCUCGGAGCCGUGGUCAGUCACCUGUGACUUCGGUUCACUCAAACUCACGUCCAACGGCUCACGGCUCAACACAAUCUCGUGGCCAGUCGCCUGUUACUUCAGCCUCACCCACAAAAUCCAUUCAAGUACCGCCUUCUGUUAUCUCAGUGUUUGCACGAUCUGGAGCGUCACGGCGCCAGUCUGAGAGAUUUUUUUCUGCAGCUGAAAUCCAUUCGCGUCACAUUACUUCUUCACGAAGGUACUCUUCUCCACUGUAUAGUUACCUGGAGGCACCUGUCGAUGGUUCAGAAAGCAGUAGUAACAGGACAUUUGAGGCAACAAUGCCAGCACCGGCACCAGAAUCUUUUACACGAUCUGGGCAGUUGCAAGGGUCAGAAAUGGAAAUCCGAAUGCAACAACUAGAACGUGAUAAUAGUAGCUUGCGGCGACAGGUUGCGGAGCUAAAGAGAUGGACGGGAAUGUUGGAGGAAUAUAUGGGCACGAUGCGGCGGCAGCAGCGGUUAGAACUGAGCAUGCAGGCCAUGACUAAGCAGCGCCUGGCGCGCGGACCGGCUAUACCCGCCUACGAAAUAGAAGAAGAGGAAGAAGAAGAAGAAGAAGAAGAGGAUGAGGAUGAGGAGGAGGAUGAGGAUGAAGAAAGAAUAGAGAUUGGUGAAGAGAUGGAUGAGGAAGUUGACGAAGAAGAUCCAGAUGAUGUAGAAACUAGUCGCGAGGAGAGAGUAUUUACACGUCGCAGAAGCUUUAUCAAAGACGUUCCGCCUGUUGCAUACUACUCCCACUCUACCUCUUCGCAAUCAUCUGGUAGCCCACGCUCUCGCAUUCUUAUGUCUGCACCCGUUCGCACUCGUCCACUGGCUCACCGCCGGCGCAGACACACCGAUACUAUGAUGGCUGCUGACGAGCACAGACGCUCCUACACUCAGACACCUUCUGUCCAAUACCCGCCUCGGAGUUACCAGCCAACCAUGGCUGCGGCUCUGAGCACUGCCCCGGAGUUUUCUGAGCAGCACGAGGCAUGGUCUUGUCAUGCUGAGAAUGGAUCUGACGAUGGUGCUGGGUAUGCCGAGCACGAAAACGGUUCUGAGUUUAUAGACGACGAAGACCACCACCACCACAAUGAUGAAGCGAGUAUUGGGGGGAGUGGUGAUGUUUACACGGGAAUUUCUGGGUGGCAGGGCAAGAAAUUUGACUGGACGCGACGUCAACAGCCCAAACAACAACAACAACAACAACAACAUUUAUCAUCGUCUGACGUGUUAGGUGCAAAGAAACCGGGCCCUUUACAACGUCGGAAAAAGCUCCAGAGGUCGCAUUGGUCACAAUACGCGCCUCCGCCACCUAAGUAUGGUGGACUUGUCGAAGUGCAAGAUGAAGAGACAUUUCGACAGCAGCCGCUGCACGAGUGGUCGGCAAGCUCAAGAAGACGCCGUAGACAUACUGAUAUUGUGCGGCCUGGAGGUGUUAAACGAACAAGAUCUUGA
Molecule: messenger RNA, 3708 nt
Organism: Magnusiomyces paraingens
Lineage: Eukaryota; Fungi; Ascomycota; Dipodascomycetes; Dipodascales; Dipodascaceae
Exons: 1
Coding region: 1-3708 (1235 amino acids)
Source: RefSeq, a predicted model, not a curated record